UCUUGUCUUCUCUGUGGGCUCAAGAAAGGACCACCCCACCUCAGGAUGAACCCUCCUUCGGGGCCAAGAGUCCCACCGGCCCUGGCCCAGGAACCCAGCUGCAUGGCCAGCCCGGCCUCACCCAGCAAGUGGGACAGCUCCCAGAGCAGCGCCUCCAGCCUGGACCAACCUCUGCCCGUCAGUCCCACGGCCCCCGGGGCUCAGGCGGCUGCCUGGGUCCCCUUCCCCACAGUCGAUGUUCCGGACCACGCCCACUACACUCUAGGCACCGUGAUCCUGCUGGUGGGGCUCACGGGGAUGCUGGGAAAUCUGACAGUCAUCUAUACUUUCUGCAGGAGCAGAGGCCUCAGGACACCUGCCAACAUGUUCAUUAUCAACCUUGCGGUCAGCGACUUCCUCAUGUCCUUCACCCAGGCCCCCGUUGUCUUCGCCAGCAGCCUCUACAAACGGUGGCUCUUUGGGGAGGCAGGCUGCGAGUUCUAUGGUUUCUGUGGGGCUCUCUUUGGCAUUACCUCCAUGAUUACCCUGACGGCCAUCGCCCUGGACCGAUACCUGGUGAUCACACGCCCCCUGGCAGCCAUCGGGGUGGUGUCCAAGAGGCGGGCGGCGCUUGUCCUUCUGGGGGUCUGGCUCUACGCCCUGGCCUGGAGUCUUCCACCCUUCUUUGGCUGGAGUGCGUAUGUGCCCGAGGGGCUGCUGACCUCCUGCUCUUGGGACUACAUGGACUUCACACCAUCGGUCCGUGCCUACACCAUGCUGCUCUUCUGCUUCGUGUUCUUCCUCCCUCUUCUUGUCAUCAUCUACUGCUACAUCUUCAUCUUCAGGGCCAUCCGGGAGACGGGCCAGGCUCUCCAGACUUUUGGGGCCUGUGAGGGCCUCAGUGAGUUGCCCAGGCAACAGCAGCGGCUGCAGAGCGAGUGGAAAAUGGCCAAGAUUGUGCUGCUGGUCAUCUUUCUCUUCGUGUUGUCCUGGGCCCCCUACUCUACUGUGGCCCUGAUGGCCUUUGCUGGGUACUCGCAUGUCCUGACGCCCUACAUGAACUCGGUGCCAGCCAUCAUCGCCAAGGCCUCUGCCAUCCACAACCCCAUCAUUUACGCCAUUACCCACCCCAAGUACAGAAUGGCCAUAGCCCAGCAUCUGCCCUGCCUGGGGCUGUUGCUAGGUGUGUCAGGCCAGCGCACUGGCCCAUACACCAGCUACCGUUCCACCCACCGGUCCACACUGAGCAGCAGCCAUACCUCGGAUCUCAGCUGGAUCUCUAGACGGAGGCGUCAGGCGUCUCUGGGCUCUGAGAGUGACGUGGGCUGGACAGACACGGAGGCAGCAGCUACAUGGGGGGCUGCCCAGCAAGUGAGUGGCCCAUCGCCCUGUAGUCUGGGCCUGGAGGAUGUGGAAACGAAGGCCCCUCUCAAGCCCCAGGGAUCUGAAGCAGAGGCUCCAAGGAAGACCAAGGGACAGCUCCCCAGCUUGGACCCCAGGAUGUAG
This is a messenger RNA of Rhinolophus ferrumequinum (greater horseshoe bat), 1485 nucleotides long. It is a transcript of the gene OPN4, whose product is annotated as opsin 4. Gene Ontology annotation, biological process: visual perception; G protein-coupled receptor signaling pathway. Bases 46 to 1485 code for a protein of 479 amino acids. Lineage: Eukaryota; Metazoa; Chordata; Mammalia; Chiroptera; Rhinolophidae. The transcript has 10 exons. Gene Ontology annotation, cellular component: membrane. The record is from RefSeq and is a predicted model, not a curated record. Gene Ontology annotation, molecular function: G protein-coupled receptor activity.